AUGUCCGACGACGCUGCAUCGGCCAGCGGGGGAGACGGCACGCAGGCGCAGCCUGGCAGAGUCGGCGGCACCACCCCAGACGGGCCUGCCCUAGGAGACGCCGGGGAAAUUGAAGGUUCGAAGGAAAUUGGCAGCCGCGCCCAACUCGCCGACUUGGACAGAGACAUCGUCCGCCACCUCGAACGCCAGCGCGAGAUCCAAUGGGCAAACAAAUCCAAACGCGCCACCAGAGGGGACCACCGCACCGCGAUGCUGCUGCAGCGGCGCGGCGACGUCAUGCAGCCGCCGUGCGACGAGUGCCAGCGGGACGGGGACGAGGACGAAGACGAGGACGAGGCCGAGGGCGCCGGCGUCUUCGCCGAGUGCGUUGCGGCGCCGGUGAUUGGGGGCGCGGCGUUUGCGAACGGGGCUUGCGCGAGCUGCGUUUGGGAGAAGAAGACGUGUUCGCUGCGCGGGACGACGCUGGCGCUGGAUGGGGGGAGCAUUCGGCAGUUUGUUGAUGUGGAGAAUGGGCAGUUUAGUCUGCGAGAUGCGAUUGCGGCGCAGAGGGUUGCGCUUGGGGAGCAAGAGAAGGGGAAGGGGAAGGGGAAGGGGGAGAAGGGAAAAGAUACAGAUAAGGGAAAAGGCAAACAGAAGGAGGUAGUGGCUUCGUCUUCCAACGACACCUCCCCCGAGGAACCGGACGGCCGGAAUAUCCAGACGAUCCCCUCGUCAACCUUCUUCGGCGCCUUCGUCCAGGACCGCAGACUCAACCGCGUAGGCGUCUCGCAGCGCGGGCCCCGCUGUGAGUUCGAUGGCGAUGAGCUGCGAUUCCCCAUCUCCCGCUUGAUCUGGGAAGACCCCAAGCGGUUGCUCGCGGCGCGGUCGGAUCUUGCGCAUUUCCUGGCGACCGUUGAUGCGAGGCUGUAUGAGCUUGGAGAGGAAGGAGACGACGAUUCGUUCUUUUGGCGCAGGGAGGCGAAGAGGUUGCCGGCGUUGUACGCUGCACCGCAGGCGCCUAAAAGGGCCAGCUCCGUGCAGGUCCCGCAGACGCAAGAGCCCACCGACGAGACCCCCGAUGUCGUCCCCGAAACGCAGCAGAAUGACGAGACCGUGAUCGCCGAGACACCCCCCAAAACGACCCCCCAAGCGGCAACGCCAAAACCCCAAGACAAGGCCCCCGUGGUCCCCGAGACACAGCCGGCUGAUGACAAGGUGAUCCCUGAGACACCCGUUGAAGAAACCCCUAGCGCCCCGAAGCCGACCCCUCAAAAGAAGAGCCCUGAAGUUCCCGAAACGCAGUCCCAAGGCAAGCCAUCGGUAGCCGCCGCGGUACAGAACAGACCCUCUUCCAAGGAUCCAAAGACGGGCUCCAAACCGGGCACAUCGAGGAAUACAGCAUUUGAAAUCUCAGACUCGCAAGCAGACAACGAGUCGUCUUCGUCUGAUAGCGGCCUUCCCAAUCCCCCAGCUCGCGUAGACAGAAAGAUCCGCCCAUCCAGGGACGACGACGAUGAGGACGAUGACAUGGCUGGCGCCGGAGUCGGAGCCGCUGGCCCCUCAACUGCUCCCGCCCGCCCGCUAGCGACGACCACGGCAACGCGGACUGUAGGGGGAGGGGCAACUGGCAGUACGGGCAGUGGCCCAUCUCGGCGGAGAAUGAAAUUUCUGGGGACGGCUCUUGAUGCGUUGAACUCCAUUUCUGGGGGUGCGACUGGGUCGAAGCGGCGGAGUGGGGAAGGGAGUGCUGAGGAGCCUCCGGAGAAGAGGCCGAGGGGGGAGAACAACCCUGAUGGGUCAUCGCUUGGUGGCCCUGCAGCCUGA
Molecule: messenger RNA, 1803 nt
Organism: Aspergillus calidoustus
Lineage: Eukaryota; Fungi; Ascomycota; Eurotiomycetes; Eurotiales; Aspergillaceae
Source: the annotation of a GenBank genome assembly